AUGUAUACCAUCAAGCGCUCUUUGCUCCUCUUGGGAGCGGUCAUUCCGGCCAUCCUCGGUGCCCCCGUUACCGAGCCUCACGUCCGCCGGUCGGGCGAGAAGAUCGCGGGCAAGUACAUCGUCACCUUCAAGGAGGGCGUCGACGCUGCCAAGAUCGCCGCCCACACCACCUGGGCCACCAGCGUCCACUCGCGCAACGUCGCCCGCAUCUCGGGCGCGUCCAGCGUCGGCAUUGAGCGCAACUACGGCAUCAACAAGUUCCAGGGCUACGCCGGUUCGUUCGAUGAUGCCACCAUCGAGGAGAUCCGCAACCACAAGGACGUUGCUGCGGUCGAAGAGGACAAGAUCUGGUAUCUUGAUGCCAUCAAGACCCAGAAGGAUGCUCCUUGGGGUCUGGGCAGCAUCUCCCACAAGGGCAAGCCGAGCACCGACUACGUCUACGACGAUGCGGCUGGCACCGACACCUUCGGCUAUGUCGUUGAUACCGGUAUCAACGUUGACCACGAGGAGUUCGAGGGCCGUGCCACCAAGGCCUACAACGCUGCUGGCGGCGAGCACGAGGACGGUGUGGGCCACGGUACCCACGUUGCCGGUACCAUCGGUGGUAAGACCUACGGUAUUGCCAAGAAGGCUAGCCUCCUCUCCGUGAGGGUCUUCGAGGGCGAGUCCUCCAGCACCUCCGUCAUCCUGGACGGCUUCAACUGGGCCGCCAACGACAUUGUCUCCAAGAAGCGCACCAGCAAGGCCUCCAUCAACAUGUCUCUGGGUGGUUCCUUCUCCCAAGCCUUCAACGACGCCGUCCAGGACGCCUUCGAGAAGGGUGUCCUGUCCAUCGUCGCCGCCGGUAACGAGAACUCCGAUGCCAGCGAGUCCAGCCCCGCCUCCGCCCCCGAUGCCAUCACCGUCGCCGCCAUCAGCGAGAACAACGCCCGCGCCGAGUUCUCCAACUUCGGCAAGGUCGUCGACAUCUUCGCCCCCGGUGAGGACAUCCUGUCCGCCUGGAUCGGCUCCAAGACCGCCACCAACACCAUCUCGGGUACCUCGAUGGCCACCCCCCACGUUGUUGGUCUGUCUCUCUACCUCAUGUCCCUGGAGGAGCUCGAUGGCCCGGCUGCCGUCACCAAGAAGAUCAAGGAGCUCGCCACCCCCGACGUUGUCACCGACGUCUCCGGCAGCCCCAACGCUCUCGCCUACACCGGCGCCUCCGACUAA
This is a messenger RNA of Aspergillus campestris IBT 28561, 1212 nucleotides long. Its product is annotated as S8 family peptidase. The coding region runs from base 1 to 1212 and encodes 403 amino acids. Gene Ontology annotation, molecular function: serine-type endopeptidase activity. Lineage: Eukaryota; Fungi; Ascomycota; Eurotiomycetes; Eurotiales; Aspergillaceae. The transcript is spliced from 2 exons. Gene Ontology annotation, biological process: proteolysis. The record is from RefSeq and is a predicted model, not a curated record.